Molecule: messenger RNA, 1508 nt
Organism: Prunus dulcis (almond)
Lineage: Eukaryota; Viridiplantae; Streptophyta; Magnoliopsida; Rosales; Rosaceae
Product: binding partner of ACD11 1
Exons: 8
Coding region: 220-1071 (283 amino acids)
Molecular function (GO): RNA binding
Source: RefSeq, a predicted model, not a curated record
UGGGACGAAUAUUGAUUGUGAUUAUACAUUCCUAUCCUGCUGAAAUUCUCUCUCUCUCUCUUCUGGUGGCUGGCACUUGGAAACUUCUCUCCCAGUCAGUCCCAGCUGUAACACCACCACCAACCACUGUCUUCAUCAUCACCACCGCCAUCAACAUCCCCCUGAAGGCUUUCCCUCCUUCGCAUAGAACAUAUUAAAGCUUUUUGGAGCACAAUCACAAUGCAGCAGCUGCUGACGAGGACAGUCCAAGUAAAACAACUAUCAGAUCUAGCUAGUGAUAGAGAAAUUCACGAGUUCUUCUCAUUCUCUGGAGAAAUCGAACGCAUUCAGAUCCAACGUGAGCCUGGACAAUCAAAGACUGCAUUUGUUACUUUCAAGGAUCCCAAAGCUCUCGAAAUCGCGUUGUUGUUAUCGGGAGCAACAAUAGUAGAUCAGAUUGUGAUUAUAUCUCCAGUUGAAAAUUAUGUACCAAAAACUGAGGUGCUGGAAGUAAGGAUGGUGGAAAGUGCUGUUUGUGCUGCUCCUGAUGGAAUUCUUUCACCAAAUGCUGAGGUAGCCAUUGACACCACCACAUAUCUCAAGCAGGAUAGAAAUAGCCCGCCUACCAAUGGAAGGGUGUAUGUUAAUAGAGCACAAGAUGUGGUGACCUGUAUUGUCGCAAAAGGUUCAGCUAUUGGACAAGAUGCUGUGAACAAGGCUAAAGCAUUUGAUGAAAAACAUCGGUUGACAGCAAGUGCGUCAGAGAAGGUUAUUUCCUUUGACAAGAGAGUGGGUCUCACAGAGAAAUUAACAGUAGGCUUUUCCGUGGUUAAUGAGAAAGUGAAGUCUGUUGAUCAAAGGCUUCAUGUCUCAGAUAAAACAAUGGCAGCAAUAUUUGCGGCAGAGAGAAAAUUGAAUGAUACGGGGUCAGCUGUCAAAACAAGCAGGUAUGUGACUGCUGGAGCAGCCUGGUUAAAUGGUGCUUUUGGUAAGGUGGCAAAGGCAGGACAGGCUGCAGGAACGAAAACCAGAGAAAAGUUCCAUAUGGCUGUGUCAAACUUGACUGCAAAGGAACCUCCAAUUGCUGCAUAAGCCAGAGGAUUUAAGGUGGCAGAAACUAACCUCGACGUGCAUUCUUUCAUGAACACAUUCGACAACCAUGUUGCUCUAGUGAUCAAUUUGAGGACAGAUGCCCCUCAAAACAGAUUGCAGGUUUGGUAUAGAUUGGGAUGAAUCAUGCAAGCUCCCUUUAUGAUUCACUCUGUAUGGUUUGAUGUGUGCACUCAAGUUUUGCAUUCAUUUUUAUUUUUCUUUAUAUCAAUUCAAUUCAUAGGGUAUUGAGCCUGUGGCUUCAUUUGUAAUUUUUCUGUAAGUUUGUUGAGUGAAAGAACUUAUAUAUAUAAAAAGAACAGAAAAGGCAAUUGGAUUGAGAAGAAAGAAGUCAGAAUUGUGAGGACAUGUUGCUUUCUGUCUUUGUAAGGACGUAUUUUCUGUUUAUUUACUACUUGAUAUUGUGAUUGCUUUUUUAA